UCCCUGUGCUGUCGCUUUCGAUUGUAGCGUAAUUAGCAGCUGUACGUGUUGCACUUCGAGCUGACAGACAUUAGCGCUGAGUGAGGGACUGACAGUGAUCCAGCGGCGCACUGAAAAGCUGCUGCAGUCACUGCAGAUCAAACCAUGAGUGUCAGCUCAACGCGGAGCAGCGGGGAAGACCUCGACGAGCUGGAGUCAGUCAGCUGGUAUCAUUAUGAUUUGUCCCGACAUGCAGCCGAAGCUCUUCUCCUUUCGAAUGGGGUGGAUGGGAAUUUUUUACUCAGAAACAGCAACAAAGGACCUGACUGGUUUGCUUUAUCUGUCCGAGCAAAGGAUUCAGUGAAACACUUUCAUGUCCGGCGGCAGUUUGGCAAAUAUUCCUUUGGCUUCAAUGAAUUUCCUUCCCUUCAGGAUUUUUGCAGUCACUUUGCCAAUCAGCCGCUGCUAGGCAGCGAGACAGGAAGCCUGAUAGUGCUACGGUUCCCAUACCCACGGCAGGUGGAAGAACCAUCCAUUUAUGAGACGGUGUGUGUGCAUACGGCCAUGCAGACAGGCCGGCAUGAAAACGACCUGGUGCCUAAUGCUCCAGCAUUGUUAAUAUAA
Messenger RNA from Sinocyclocheilus grahami, 603 nucleotides. RefSeq names its product dual adapter for phosphotyrosine and 3-phosphotyrosine and 3-phosphoinositide-like. The record is from RefSeq and is a predicted model, not a curated record. Bases 145 to 603 code for a protein of 152 amino acids. The transcript is spliced from 5 exons. Lineage: Eukaryota; Metazoa; Chordata; Actinopteri; Cypriniformes; Cyprinidae.